AACAGAGUGGGGGUCACUAGUACUCCUCGCCGAACUGCAGAUCGCGGUGUACUCCAGCCGGCUGGAUCAGUUUGUGGUCGAGGAUGGGGGACGACGCCGCUGAGAGGUUGAUGAACGGCCUGGGAGAUGUGCUCAAAGACAUCACCUCAGGAAAUGUCACGACGGACACCUUCGUCAAGACUGCAACCACCAUCAAGACCAUUCUUCCGACGCUCGGCCACUUCAAGAUCCUCGGAGAAAAGGGCUCUGGAACGAGAUCGAGAGGACCAGUCCAAGACUUCCUCAAGUUACGGGACCAAUGCCUAGCUUCCGGUACCCUGUUCGAAGACCCAGAGUUCCCUCCCAGGGACUCCAGUCUCUACUUCAGCCAGCAACCGCCAAGGAACUUCGAGUGGAAGAGACCUAUCGAAAUACAUCCUGAACCAAAAUUUGUGGUCGAAGGUGCUUCCCGUUUUGACGUUAAACAGGGUGAAUUAGGAGACUGCUGGCUUUUAGCUGCUAUUGCAAACCUUACAUUACACCAAGACUUAUUUGACCUAGUUGUAAUACCUGAUCAAAGUUUUGAAUCUAAAUAUGCUGGAAUUUUUCAUUUUAGGUUUUGGCAAUACGGGAAUUGGGUAGAUGUAGUUGUGGAUGAUAGAUUACCUACUUAUAAUGGAGAACUUAUAUUCCUCCAUUCAGCCGAACCAAAUGAAUUUUGGAGUGCACUCUUGGAAAAAGCUUAUGCCAAACUUCAUGGAUCUUAUGAAGCUCUUAAAGGUGGCAGUACUUGUGAAGCAAUGGAGGACUUUACUGGUGGAGUAAGUGAAAUGUAUAAUUUAGAAGAAGCUCCAGCUAACUUAUGGACUGUUAUGUUAAAAGCCUAUGAACGUCAGUCACUCAUGGCUUGUUCCAUCGAGCCUGAUCCAAAUGUUGUUGAAAUGCAAACACCUGAAGGUCUAGUUCGAGGCCACGCUUAUAGUAUUACUAAAGUUAUUUAUAUGGAUAUUGCUACACCGAAUACUUCAGGAAAAAUUCCUCUUCUUAGGUUGAGAAAUCCUUGGGGAAAUGAAGCUGAAUGGAAUGGACCCUGGAGUGAUAAAUCAGCUGAAUGGAGGUUUAUUUCUGAAUCUGACAAAGAGAAAAUCGGCCUUACUUUUGAAGUUGAUGGAGAAUUCUGGAUGUCAUAUAGAGAUUUUAUCAAAUAUUUCUCCCGGGUAGAGAUUUGUAACUUAAGCCCAGAAACAAUGGAAGAUGUUUCUCCAGAUAAAAAGUGGGUGACCAAUAUGUUUGAAGGAGAAUGGGUCCGAGGUAUUACAGCUGGCGGUUGUAGAAACUUCCUAGAAACAUUUUGGCAUAACCCACAGUACAACGUAAUAUUAACUGAUGCUGAUGAAGAGGAUGAAGAAAAUUUAUGUACAAUUAUUGUAGCCUUGAUGCAGAAAAAUCGAAGAUCACAAAGAAAAAUAGGAGCAGAAUGCUUGACAAUAGGAUUUGCAAUUUAUCUGCUCGAUGAUUCUGAAAAACAUCCUCAACCUCUCGACCUGAAUUACUUCAAGUAUAACGCAUCAGUAGCCAAAUCACCCGUGUUUAUAAAUAGCCGAGAAGUUACAUCCCGAUUUAAGCUUCCUCCUGGUGAAUAUGUUGUAGUCCCAUCUACUUUUGAUCCCAAUGAGGAAGGAGAAUUCAUUCUCAGGGUAUUCACUGAAAAGAAGAAUGAAAUGGAGGAAAGAGACACCAAAAUCAGCAUUGGUACAAUCGAUCCUAGAGUUAUCGAAGAAGAACCUCCACCAGAGGAAGGUACCAAAAAUGAAAAAAUUAGAGAGUUUUUCAGGAAACUUGCUGGUGAUGAUGACGAAAUCGAUUGGGUUGAGCUAAAGGAAAUUUUGGACUACGCUAUGAGGAAUGACGUUCCAAGACAAGAGGAGAAUAUUGUAACCUCUUUAUUAUCACUCUUCUGUGGUCAAUUUUGUCGUGAGGCACCUUUCGCUUCUGCUUUUGAAGUCACUCAACAAGGUUUUUCAAAAGAUGUAUGUAGAAGUAUGAUUGCCAUGAUGGACGUUGAUCGUUCUGGAAAACUGGGCUUUGAUGAAUUCAAACAACUAUGGAAGGAUAUUAAACAGUGGAAGGCUGUGUUUAAAAUUUAUGAUAAAUCAAGUGCUGGCUAUUUGAGUCCAUUUGAAUUGAAAGAAGCUAUGAAAUCAGCAGGAUACCAGCUUAACAAUCACAUAUUGAAUGCUUUAUGUCAUCGUUAUGCAAGUAAAGAUGGAAGGAUAGCAUUCGAUGACUUCAUGAUGUGUGCUGUCCGUUUGAAGACUAUGAUGGAAAUAUUCAAAGACAAAGAUACCAACAAUACAGAUAAGGCCACCUUUACGAUGGAAGAGUGGCUUGAGAACACAUUAUAUUCAUGAAUUUUUCAUAUUGCCAAAUAAAUUUUUGAUCAUUUAUCUUCCACAUUACGUUUCAUCAUGUUUUAUAUUUUUAUAGUAUUUAUCAAUGAUAUGUACAAAUUUUCUAUUGUAAAAUCUUUUUAUGUUGCAUAGAUUUAGUGUCUGUCUUUAGCUUUGUAUGUUUUGAUUGAUUUGUUAUUUGUUAAAGUUCCAAUAAGUGUACUUUUUACAAAAAUGUUUUUUAUAAUGUAUAUAAAACAUAAAUAAAAUUAUUUUCACUUACUUUAGUGGGUGCACUGCCAUGAUUGACAGGUGAAUGAAAAUCCAAUCUUUCCUUCCUCCUUCAUUAACUGAAAAUUUCUUUUUUACAAAGAAUGAAUCCAAAAUUAUUAGUAAAAUUAUUGGAAAAAGUAAUAAUAAAGCCAAGGAACAUUUUGAUAAAAUAUAAAGACUAAAUGAGCCUUUCAGUUGAUAGAAUGACUAAAUCCAAUUUCAACAUUUUUGAUUAUUAAUUGCAGUGAUAUUUCUAGUGGGAAAAUGUGUACCUUUAUUCACAGUUCUAUAUUUCAACAUCGCAAUCACCAUCUCUGGAACC
Molecule: messenger RNA, 2964 nt
Organism: Nezara viridula (southern green stink bug)
Lineage: Eukaryota; Metazoa; Arthropoda; Insecta; Hemiptera; Pentatomidae
Source: the annotation of a GenBank genome assembly